CGCUCUGCGUCGCCCCGAGCCCGCAGGAUGGAGAUGCUGAACCAGUUCGUGGCCCGGGGCCAGUUCCGGGUCCUGAAGGAGCCACUGGGCUUCAUCAAGGUCCUGGAGUGGGUGUUCUCCAUCUUUGCCUUCGCCACGUGUGGGGGGUACUCGGGGUCUCUGGAGCUGAGCAUCGAGUGCCCCCCCCCCAACCGCAGCACCCCUGACAUCACCGUCACCUUCGGGUACCCCUUCCGGCUGCACCGCUGUUACCUGCUCCCCCCCCCGUGCGCGGUUCCUCCUUCCCGCGUGUUCCUGGUCGGUGACUUCUCCUCCUCCGCUCAGUUCUUUGUGGCUGUUGCUGUUGGCGCCUUCGUGAGCGCGGGAGCUGCUCUGGGCGCCUACGUGGGGGCAGCGCGCGCGUGCGCGGCGGGAGGGCGCGGGCCCCGCCUGGACCUGGGGGUCACGGUGGCGCUGGCGUUCCUGUGGCUGGUGGCGUCGUGCGCGUGGGCAGCGGCUCUGGCAGGUGUGAAGGCAGCAACGGACCCGGCUCAGGUCCUGGCGCAGGUUAGCGCCUGUCGCAGGAGUGACGUCACCUGCAGGCCGCUGGCGGCUCCGCGCAUGUCCGGCCUCAACACCUCCGUGGUCUUCGGGUUCCUCAACCUGGUGCUGUGGACAGGGAACAUCUGGUUCGUGUUCAAGGAGACCGGCUGGGGGGGCCUCGGGGCCAGGCCCCCCCCCCAAGGGGUGCCCGAGAAGGCGCCUGCCCCCGAGGGGGGGCUCGGGCAGCCCGAGGGGGGGUUCGGGCAGCCCACGGGGGGCUAUGGGCAGCCGGGGGGGGGCUACCAGCCCGACUAUGGCCAAGGGGGGUACGGCCCCCCCGAGGGGGGGUACAGCCAAGGAGCCCCCACCUCAUUCGCCAACCAGAUGUAGGGUCCUCCCCCCCUGCAGGGGGCGCUGUGCCGAGGAGCCGCCACGUGCGGCACCCACCGGGGGUGGGCGUGGCCGUGCCGUGGGUGGGGCCUGAGCCUGCCCCAUAGCCCUGCCCU
Molecule: messenger RNA, 1028 nt
Organism: Melopsittacus undulatus (budgerigar)
Lineage: Eukaryota; Metazoa; Chordata; Aves; Psittaciformes; Psittaculidae
Product: synaptophysin-like
Exons: 7
Coding region: 28-912 (294 amino acids)
Biological process (GO): regulation of neuronal synaptic plasticity
Cellular component (GO): synaptic vesicle membrane; synaptic vesicle; presynaptic active zone
Source: RefSeq, a predicted model, not a curated record